AUGUCGAUAACACCCAUCAUCACCUUCAAGGCGGGCCUCUGCCAGGUCGACCACAACUCGAAGCCCUACAAGGUUGAGCCCGACUCCAGACCUGGCUAUAUCUAUCUGUACUCGGAAGAUGACCUCAUCCACUUUUGCUGGCGACCCAGAAAUGUCCCCCUCGACGAGCCCGAGAUUGAUCUCGUCAUGGUCCCAACCGAUGGUCACUUCACCCCUUACAACACCCGCAACCCCAUCGAGCCCUCAGCCAAGACCAACGGUCGCAUCUUCGUCCUCAAGUUCACUUCAUCCUCUCAGAGACACAUCUUCUGGCUCCAGUCAAAGCCACAGGGGCAGAGCGGCGAUCCCACCUGGUUCAGCCCCAGGGAUCUCAAGAUCGGAGAGAUCGUCGACCAGCUCUUGCAGGGAGAGGAGGUGGACGUGACCCGUGAGCUGGCCUCGGUCCGCAACAACACCGACGACAGCCGACGUGAUGACGAGGACGAGACGAUGGAGGACGUUGAGGGGCACGGCGACGCCCAUGCCCACCACCGCGGCGGCAGCGGAGGUGCCGGUCCUGGAGCUACUGGGGGAGACUUCCGGCAAGAGGGCGAGGACUCGAGAGACGGAGGUGCUGAUGGUGCGAGAGCGAUAGACAAGCUUGCAGAUAGCAUGUACUUUCCUAGACUUGGCCAGCAAAGGGCCCUCAAAGAAUGCGAAUUCUGGCGUUUACUUUCCCGGUUAUAUCUGAGCACCAACGUUGGAGCAAGUGCUGAUGUGUUGUCUUUUCACAGGGCAAGCAACAAUGCAAACAACGACGCUGCCGAUGCGGUGCGGAACUUCCUGGCCUCGAUCCAGGCCAACCAGAAGCUCGGCGGGGGCGGUGGUCAGUCAGCUCAGGGCAAGCUUUAUCCCCUGCUCAAUGAUCUUCUCGAACCAUCGACUACAAUCCCCAUGCUCGACUCGGCGUCAGAUGAAUACGUCGACAACUUGCUGAGCUACCUCCCACCCAUGGUACUGGUUCUCUCGCAGCAGGGUGAGAACGGGGAUGACAUUGACAAGGAGCCCAGUGCGGAGGCAGUAGAGGCUGCCAAGCAGGCCAUGAGCUCCGGGCAGAAGCGCGCUCUCCUCAAGAAGGUGCUGCGCAGUCCUCAGUUUACGCAAAGUCUAGCAAGCCUGACAUCAGCGCUCCGGGAUGGCGGCCUGCCUACUGUCGCGGGUUCUUUGGGUAUUGCGGUUGAGAACGGUGGUCUGGUGAGGGGCGGGUCUGUGCCACUGGGUGGUGGUGAUGCUGUUGAGGCUUUCGUUGAGGGGGUGAAGAAGACGGUGCAGAAGAAGUGA
This is a messenger RNA of Podospora anserina S mat+, 1320 nucleotides long. RefSeq lists its product as uncharacterized. Gene Ontology annotation, cellular component: nucleus; cytoplasm; proteasome regulatory particle, lid subcomplex. Lineage: Eukaryota; Fungi; Ascomycota; Sordariomycetes; Sordariales; Podosporaceae. The record is from RefSeq and is a predicted model, not a curated record. The coding region runs from base 1 to 1320 and encodes 439 amino acids. Gene Ontology annotation, molecular function: ubiquitin binding; endopeptidase activator activity; proteasome binding. The transcript has 4 exons. Gene Ontology annotation, biological process: ubiquitin-dependent protein catabolic process.